AUGGCAUUUUACAUAAAUAAACAAACGAAAAUCAAAGAUAGUUAUCAGUUUGACUCUGUUGAAAAUAAUUUGAACAAAUCACACACAUUAAGCCCUACAGUAGUAGGUUCAAGUGUAAUAGCCUUAGUUUACGAUUAAGGAGUGAUAAUAGGUACUGACACAAUCUGUUCUUACUAUUCAAGUUUAAAAUUCACUAAUGUGUAAAGAGUAGAAAAAUUAACUGAUAAUUGUGUUUAUACAGCUACUGGUGAAUUUGCAGAUUUCUAAGAAGUAGUCCGUUUAACAUAAGAAAUGACAAACUAGACUUUUUUAAAUGAUGAUAAUAUAAGUUAUACUCCUUAAGAUUAUGCACAUUAUAUUUCUUAAUUACAAUACCAUUAUAGAAAUAAAAUGAACCCUAUUUACCUUUGGAGUGUUAUUGGAGGAUUUUAUUAAGGAAAGCCUUACUUGGCUUAGGUUGAUCCUUAUGGCACUUAUUUAGAACGUAAGCAAGUUUCUACUGGUUUCGGAGGAUAUUUAUCAGGGGCACUUAUUGAUAAUAAUUGGAAUCCUCAAUCUAAUUUAGAAUAAGCUAAAUAGGUUAUUUAAAAAUGUUUUGAAUCUCUAUAUUAUAGAGAUACAAAAGCUCAUGAUGUUAUUUAAAUCACAAUUGUCGAUAAGGAUGGGAUUAAAAUGGAAAAACCUCACAGAAUUUAAAGUAAAUGGAAUUAUUAAGGAUUUGUAGAAAGAGCUAACGAAAAAAUACAUACUUAAUGA
Molecule: messenger RNA, 756 nt
Organism: Ichthyophthirius multifiliis
Lineage: Eukaryota; Ciliophora; Oligohymenophorea; Hymenostomatida
Product: proteasome a-type and b-type family protein, putative
Exons: 1
Cellular component (GO): proteasome core complex
Source: RefSeq, a predicted model, not a curated record